AUGGCACAUCAAACACACGCAUAUCACAUAGUUGACCCAAGCCCAUGACCCCUGACCGGCGCAAUUGCAGCCCUUCUAAUAACAUCUGGCCUCGCAAUUUGAUUCCACUUUGGUUCCACCUCCCUUAUAACCUUAGGAUCUAUACUACUUCCACUAACAAUAUAUCAAUGAUGACGAGAUAUCGUACGAGAAGGCACAUUUCAAGGCCACCACACACCCCCCGUCCAAAAAGGAUUACGAUAUGGAAUAAUUCUAUUCAUUACAUCGGAAGUCUUCUUUUUCCUCGGAUUCUUCUGAGCCUUCUACCACUCUAGCCUUGCCCCAACCCCAGAACUAGGAGGAUGCUGACCACCAACUGGAAUUACACCCCUAGACCCAUUUGAAGUCCCCUUACUAAACACCGCCGUACUUCUAGCCUCUGGGGUCACAGUUACAUGAGCACACCACAGCCUAAUAGAAGGGGCACGAAAACAGAUAAUUCAAGCCCUCACCCUCACCAUCAUUUUAGGAUUCUACUUUACCAUACUUCAAGCGAUAGAAUAUUAUGAAGCCCCAUUUACAAUUGCCGACGGAGUCUAUGGCUCAACAUUCUUCGUCGCCACAGGCUUUCACGGACUACACGUAAUUAUUGGAUCCCUCUUCCUUUUAGUCUGCCUCCUACGACAAAUCCAAUACCACUUUACCCCCGAACAUCACUUCGGAUUUGAAGCUGCUGCCUGAUAUUGACACUUCGUUGACGUAGUCUGACUGUUCCUAUAUGUCUCUAUUUACUGAUGAGGCUCAUA
This is a messenger RNA of Lepisosteus oculatus (spotted gar), 785 nucleotides long. Lineage: Eukaryota; Metazoa; Chordata; Actinopteri; Semionotiformes; Lepisosteidae. The record is from the annotation of a RefSeq genome assembly.